This is a messenger RNA of Sorghum bicolor (sorghum), 1033 nucleotides long. RefSeq names its product phospholipid hydroperoxide glutathione peroxidase 1, chloroplastic. The record is from RefSeq and is a predicted model, not a curated record. The transcript is spliced from 6 exons. Gene Ontology annotation, molecular function: glutathione peroxidase activity. Bases 151 to 849 code for a protein of 232 amino acids. Gene Ontology annotation, biological process: response to oxidative stress. NCBI's taxonomy places the organism in Eukaryota, Viridiplantae, Streptophyta, Magnoliopsida, Poales, Poaceae.
CGCCAGCAAGCACCAACCGUCCAACCCCCAUCACCACCCGCCCGCAGUCUAUUCACCACCGCAGCGCCAUCUGCUCGCCCGGCCGCUCCAGCGUUCCCACUCGGCUACUCCCCACCCCACCUCUCUCUCUCUCUGCUCGCCACGCGCCACAUGGCUCCCGCGUUCACUAGCCUCCUCCCCGCCGCGACCUCCGCCGCCGCCGCGACCGCCUCGCGGCUCCCCUCUGCCGCCGCCGGAGCGGCAUCCACCUUCGCGCGUCUCCCGCAUCACCCGACGGGCUGGGCUGGGGCCUCCGUCGCGGCGCCGCGUACGGCGGCGGCGCGCAGGCGGGCGCCCGGCGUCGCCUACGCCACCGCCGCCACCGACAAGAGCAUCUACGACUACACCGUUAAGGACAUUGAUGGAAAAGAUGUUCCUCUUAAAAAGUUCAAGAAUAAGGUGUUGCUGAUUGUUAACGUUGCUUCUCAAUGUGGGUUGACAACAGCAAAUUACACUGAACUAUCCCAUAUCUAUGAGAAGUACAAGACUCAAGGGUUUGAGAUUCUGGCAUUUCCUUGCAAUCAAUUUGGUGCACAAGAACCUGGAUCAAAUACUCAGAUUAAGCAGUUUGCAUGUACAAGAUUCAAAGCUGAAUUUCCUAUUUUUGACAAGGUUGAUGUCAAUGGACCUAAUACAGCCCCCAUCUAUAAAUUUCUGAAGUCCAGUGCUGGAGGAUUUUUAGGUGAUCUAGUCAAGUGGAAUUUUGAGAAGUUCUUAGUGGACAAGAAUGGCAAAGUUAUUGAGAGAUAUCCACCAACAACUUCACCAUUCCAGAUUGAGAAGGACAUCCAGAAACUCCUUGCGGCAUAAGUACUUCCAAGUCUUUCAGUUGAGUAUCUGUAUGACUGUAUAUAGGCCUCGUCUAGAAGCUAGAGUAUUACGUAAUUAUAUAUAUUUUCUGUAUUGUAAUUCUUUCUUGUAAAAUAAUUCACUCAUUAUCUAUACGUGGUUAUAGAUGUAACAUGACACUAUAUUAUUAGAUUUUUUUUUUAAA